AUGGCCAAGGCCGAGCUCCUCCUCCUCGCCGUCGUGUCCACGCUCUCCGUGCUGCCCUUCUCCUCCCUCGCCGUGUACCAGGACUUCUGUAUCGCCGACCUAGCCGCCAGCGCCACGCCGGGCGGAUCUCCCCUGGGCUCCGCCAUCGUCACCACGUUCCCCGGCCUGAACGGGCUGGGCAUCUCCGCCGCGCGGAUGGUGAUGGUCCCGGGCGGUGCCACGCCGCUGCACUCCCACCCGGGCGGCACCGAGCUCAUCUACGUCGUCGAGGGCAGCGUCGUCUCCGGCUUCAUCAGCGCCGCGCUCAACAGGGUGUACACCAAGACGCUGUACGCCGGCGACCUGAUGGUGCUCCCGCGGGGACAGCUCCACUUCCAGUACAGCCACGGCAACGCCACGGCGGUGACGCUGUCCUCGUUCAGCAGCGACAACCCCGGCCUGCAGAUCCUCGACUUCGCGCUCUUCGCCAACGACCUGCCCACGGAGGUCGUGAACAAGGUGACCACCCUGGACGAACUGCAGGUCAUCAAGCUCAAGGCGCUGUUCGGCGGGGGGGCUAGGCGCACGCACUAUCUAUAUACCACAGUCAACAGUAUUGAGGCUUGA
Miscanthus lutarioriparius is the source of this 606-nucleotide messenger RNA. Lineage: Eukaryota; Viridiplantae; Streptophyta; Magnoliopsida; Poales; Poaceae. The record is from the annotation of a GenBank genome assembly.